CAUAUUUUUAGAGAUUGUCCGGCUACUGCUUUCCUCUGGUGUCGCACGAUUAGUGUUGAGAAGCAACAGGCUUUCUUUAGUCGACAUUGGGACGAUUGGCUGGAGAAUAACGUGACUUGCGAUAAAGCCUCUCCUUCCGAUAUGCCCUGGAAUGUGUUUUUCAGUAUUGCUCUUUGGUGCAUCUGGAGAAAUAGGAAUGAAGGUGUUUUCCAUGGUCUGAGCAAGACUCUCUCGGCACCUACCCUCGUUCAGUCGAUUCGGAUUAAGGCCAAGUUGUGGUUUCGUGCUUGGAAUUCCACGAGGCUAGGUCCUGGGCGGAAAAAGUUGGCUCCGCAGCGUACUCUGUCGCAGAUCGGAUGGAAGCCGCCUCCACCAGGCUGGCUGAAGCUCAAUGUUGAUGGGGCUUCGAACAACCCUAAGGGAAUUGCAGGCGAAGGAGGUCUUCUGAGAGAUACAAGUAGCAGCUGGGUAGGAGGUUUUGUCGUGAGCCUUGGCACUUGCUCAGCUGCUAUGUCAGAGCUGUGGGCUCUGUAUCAUGGAGUCAAUUUGGCGUGGAAGCUUGGUUGCAGAACUCACAUCGUGGAAAAUGAUUCCCAAGUGGCAUCCAGCUUGUGAACAAUAGAACGGAUCUGAUUUACCCUUGUGCAGCCCUUUUAUCAGCUAUUAGGCGGAAGUUGGCGCAAGACUGGAUUGUGAAUCUAGUUCAUACAUACCAAGAAGGGAUUAGAGUCGCGGACUGGCUCGUGAAGCAUAGUCUCGUCUAUCCCUACGGUAUGUACGAAUUAGAAACACCUCCAAAUGACCUUCUUCCCCUACUCCAGGAUGGCCUCAGGGGCAUUACCUUUGCUAGAAACAUAGCGUGCCCCAAUCUACCUCCCCCCCAUUUUACCUCCCCCUAGUUUUCUUCUGUUUCUUCGGCUUUUUAGCCUCCUGUAAUAAAAAAAAAAUUCCUAC
This is a messenger RNA of Linum trigynum, 954 nucleotides long. The record is from the annotation of a GenBank genome assembly. NCBI's taxonomy places the organism in Eukaryota, Viridiplantae, Streptophyta, Magnoliopsida, Malpighiales, Linaceae.